This is a messenger RNA of Chanos chanos (milkfish), 1929 nucleotides long. RefSeq names its product kinesin family member 22 (gene kif22). The record is from RefSeq and is a predicted model, not a curated record. Gene Ontology annotation, biological process: microtubule-based movement; spindle elongation; mitotic spindle organization. NCBI's taxonomy places the organism in Eukaryota, Metazoa, Chordata, Actinopteri, Gonorynchiformes, Chanidae. Gene Ontology annotation, cellular component: microtubule associated complex. The coding region runs from base 1 to 1929 and encodes 642 amino acids. The transcript is spliced from 12 exons. Gene Ontology annotation, molecular function: microtubule binding; microtubule motor activity; ATP binding.
AUGGCACAGCGUGUUCCUGUGGGUGAUGCUUCAGGGGGGUCAAAGCGAACCUCGAGGGUCCGUGUUGCGGUGCGCCUGAGACCCUACAUGGACAAACAGGAUGAGAAGGGUGAAGGCCCCUGUGUGAGGGGUCUAGGGUCCCAGAAACUGGAGAUCAUCAACUGGAGGAAUGCCACAGAGACCCUGCAGUACCAGUUUGACGUGUUCCAUGAUGAAAAGACCACUCAACAGGAAGUGUUCUUGUCCUCUGUGAAACCAGUUCUUCCUCACAUUCUGAAAGGGCAAAAUGCAAGUGUCUUUGCUUAUGGACCUACUGGAGCUGGGAAGACUCACACUAUGCUGGGCAGUCAGGAACAGCCAGGUGUGAUUCCCAGGGCUGUGAGGGAGGUUUUCCAUCUGGUGCGAACUGAAGAGAAAGAGCAAGAUGACUGGGAAUACUCUGUCGGCAUGUCUUAUCUGGAAAUCUACAAUGAAAAGGUAUUGGACCUGUUGUCUCCGGGCUCACAAGACCUGCCUAUCCGAGAAGACAAGGACAGAAAUAUCAUUAUUCCAGGCCUGACACAUGUCCCUCUGUCCUCCUUCUCUGAUUUUGACACUCACUUCAUCCCUGCAAGUCUCAACCGCACCACAGCCUCCACCAAACUCAACCAACGUUCCAGCCGCAGUCAUGCCAUUCUUCUCAUCAAGGUGGUGAGGUCUCAGCGGUCUCCUCCUCGCAGGCAGCAGACGGGGAAGCUCUACCUGGUGGACCUGGCUGGUUCUGAAGACAACCGCCGCACUGGGAACCAAGGCAUCCGCCUGAAAGAAAGCGGCGCUAUUAACUUAUCCCUCUUCACCCUGAGUAAAGUGGUGGACUCCCUUAAUACAGGCGUAGGAGGCAGGGUGCCCUACAGAGACAGCAAACUUACCCGACUGCUCCAGGACUCACUCGGGGGCUCUGCACAUUCUGUAAUGAUCACAAACAUCGCCCCUGAGUACAAAUACUACUUCGAUACGUUUACGGCUCUCAAUUUUGCAGCCAAAUCCAGGCAGAUUGUCAACCAGCCUUUUGUCAGAGAAACUGUGGUAGCGCCUGUAACUGUUGCAGGGAAGAGGGCCAGAGAAGAGAAGGAGGCUGGAGGUUCAGGAGAGCCCCGGAGUAAGAAAGCAAAAGAAACAAAGAAAACUGAACAAUCAUCACCAUCAUCCUCACAGCCACACAGUCCCACAGAUUCAUCUGUUUUGGACAGGCUUUUAGCUCUGGAGAAGAUGAUGAUGGGCUCUGCAGAAAGGGAGAGACUCAAUCUACUAAAGACUGUCGCUCAGUCUCGCAAAGAGAUCCAAGAGUUGAAGGAGAAACAAAGACAAUUGGAAAACAAAGCCAAAGUGUUUGGUAAGCUUUCUGGAGCACAGAAGAGUGGAGAAAUGUCUGGAGUAAAAGGGGAGAAGGAGGACUCACUCUUCAAAACAGACCUACCUCCUCUUCACAGAAAACAGUCCACGGCAGCAAGACCUAAGAAACAGCAGGCUGUGGUAACACCAUUACAGGUGUCUCAGGUACAUCCCCUACAGGAACAUGCUAUAGUGUGUAAACCCUCACAAACCCUGGAAAAGAGAAAGAAAAAAGACUGGACUGAGGUCACAGAAGGUAAGGAGAAUGGGGGUGUCGAUCCUUCCUGUGAUGUAGAAACUAACUGGGAGUCUCAUUUGGACUCAUCUCUGCUGGAGCGAUUGAGAGGGAAGAUCCUACACACUUUGAAUUCAGGCUCUCUCAAAGAGUUGAAAAGCCUACAGCUCAUUGGGGACAAGAAAGCCAAGCUGAUAUUAGGGUGGAGAGAGAUCCAUGGCAACUUCACACAGGUGGAGGAUUUGCAGAAAAUUGAGGGGAUUACAGCAAAACGCUUUGCCUCCUUUAUUAAGGCAAACAUUCUGAGCACGAUGGGGAAAUGA